CAGGUCGACCGCGCGGUGCUACACCAUCAGGAGGAGGUUGAAGCGAUGACGGUUAGCUCUGUUUAGAGGGCCGCGCGAAUGCUACCUAUCGAAAAGGUAGGCAGGCGGGCGGGCCUAUAAAAGGGAAAAUACGAUCGGUGAAGAGCACGGGCUAUGAUUCGCUAUGGGAACGAAUUCUAAUCAUUGAAAAGUGAACGAUGCCAGCGUAGCGUCUGCAACGAAGGUGCUGAAGGCUGACAACGAAUUGACUCGAGAUUCGAUGUUACUUGAGAUACCAUUCGAACGACAUAUUGUUACCCUGUAGUGCCAACUCAUAGUCUGACAAAGUACAAGUUUUUGCAACUAUCCAGAUCCUGAAAGGGAAGACCGCAUCGUCUGGUUAGAGGCUAGCUCGUAGUGAACGUUGUGAAUAAUCAGCGAAGUCAUCUGGUAGCGGAAGAAAAUUCAGAGGUCGGAUUCAGACAACAGGAUCAUUAUGAUAGAGUAUACUCUGCUGCUUCUUGUUGGCCUUGCGCGUUAUGCGUGGGCCGCCGAAGACCACGAUGAGUGGAGCUACGAAGGAACAACAGGGCCGGACGCGUGGGGUCUCAUUGAGAUGAGUGGCAACAAUCAAUGUGCAAUGAAGCGACAAAGUCCUAUCGAUAUUGAGGUCAUAAGGACAAAAUACGAUAAAUCGCUCAAGCCGCUUGCCCUAACUGGUCACGAUAAAAUCACUCCCAGUAUCUUAGGUGUCAAUAAUGGACACACAGUUCAGCUGAAUUCCAACGAGUGGACCCAGAAGCUAAGCGGAGGCCCUCUCUCGGGGGAGUACAAGUUACUGCAAAUGCAUUUCCACUGGGGCAAAGACAGCUACAGAGGAUCUGAGCAUACCAUUAACGGAAAACGGUACCCCAUCGAGCUCCAUAUGGUGCAUAUCGCAGCUAACGUAACUGAUAACACUAACUUCCCGGGCGCCAUCGCAGUUCUUGGCAUCUUCUUCAACCUCAGCAAGGGCUCAAGUAACAUGGGUAUCCGGAAAAUCGCUAAGCUGAUCACAGGAAUGGAAGCUAAUACCAAAAUCAAUAUCACUGAUGAGCUGUCGCCUAGCAUGUUGCUUCCGUCCAGCCGAGAUUUCUUCACCUAUGAAGGUUCCCUCACCACUCCACCAUGUUCUGAAGUGGUCACAUGGCUCGUACUCCGCGAACCUUUAAAAAUUACUGAAGUUGAGCUUGAAGCCUUCCGAUCGACGCAGUUGCCCGACAAAAAACCCCUGGUUGACAACUUCAGGCCAGUACAACCUCUCAACAACCGUGUGGUGCGUGCAUCGUUCUUUACUGGGUCAUCAUCCAGUUUGAUGCCGUCGCUCGCUGUUGUCGUCUCCUCAGUUCUACUGUUUCGGCUUUACUGAAGUCAGUCGUCAAUAAUUUGAGGUUACAUUUAAUGUUGAUUACAGAUACAAUGUAAAGUGGGUUCUAUUGCCAUUCAGGUUCCUCCAAUUCGCGCGGCUUCGGCCAAAGAGAUAAUUUGAAGAGGACAAAAGUAUCGUAAGUGAAAAGUGUUGUGGAACAGCAUUGAAUAAUAUUGAACAAUAUAUUUAUUGAACACUAAAGGGACACCAGCUGUGGGAAUGCCUAUCGUAGUGACAUGACGAAAACCCGCUGUAUUUAGAGCUAGUUAGAUAGCUAUUAAACCAUUAAUGGUAACCACAUAUGUCGAGCGUAACUAACUUGUAGUGAACGUCAGACUGACGACUGUUAGCUUUACCUAUUGAUCCUGCGGGAAGAUAUCGAUAUCUGAUACUGUUGGCCAGUUGGGAUAUUGUUUCUUUCUGAUGCUGCAUCUCUUUUUGGCUGGUUUACUUACAAAGGCCCAGCACUUAGAGCAAGUGAGGAAUAUCGGAUUGCUUAUAGUUAUUCCCGCUUGAGUAACACAUAUAACAUGUUGGAGCCAUUUAAAUUUGGAAGUAAUGCAUAGCCACUAGCCAUAAUUUACUAUGUAAUGAUUCAAUUUAUCUGUCGUUGAGGUACUUGCGGUUUUAGCUACUCGGGGCCUACGCCCUGUUUUUUUGUUUAGAAAGAUUGAAUGGGUGAUGCGUACAUGCUACUUUUAUAAAUGUGUAAUAUAUUUCCUAUUUUUCCAAAUGACUCGGCUAACUCAUGAUGCAGUGAGUGAAAUAAGGAAACUUCACUUCUGUUCUAAAUUCAACGAUCAUAAAACGAUUCAUUGAAUAAGUCAUCAAUUUUUCCAGAAACGUUCGGAUAUCUAAAAAAUGUACUACUACAAUGCGUACAGAAGAUGGCUGGCUAACAAGACAAAAAAAAUGUUUUUUUUUGCUUUAAACUUAAAAAAAAAAGACUUUAAAAAGCAAAACGUGUCUGGAAUCAAUAUUCAAGUGCUAUGAAACAGCAGUUACGUCUUAUGACUAAUUUCUAAAAAUUAAACGUUACCUUUUCCUCAAAGUACCAUCUAUUAAUAUAUGUACCUAAAACUCUACCUCGUUUACUUGUUACCUUUUAGAUAAUCUGCAUUAACCUGUUUCAUGAUACGAAAUACCUGUACAGUAAUUACAAUAACCGAGAAGCAUUGUUGAAAGAGAUUUACGUUCAAAUCUUAAAUAAAACUACU
Messenger RNA from Varroa destructor (honeybee mite), 2604 nucleotides. RefSeq names its product carbonic anhydrase 2-like. The record is from RefSeq and is a predicted model, not a curated record. Gene Ontology annotation, molecular function: carbonate dehydratase activity; zinc ion binding. Lineage: Eukaryota; Metazoa; Arthropoda; Arachnida; Mesostigmata; Varroidae.